Molecule: messenger RNA, 2579 nt
Organism: Schistosoma spindalis
Lineage: Eukaryota; Metazoa; Platyhelminthes; Trematoda; Strigeidida; Schistosomatidae
Source: the annotation of a GenBank genome assembly
CUCGUGUAUCAUCAUGAUAUUAUCUGAGCUGUGAUACGGCUUAUAUACCAGCAAAACAAAUUUUAAGAACUGAAGGCUUUCUGUCAUAAACAUUCUUCGCUAAUAUCCAUCUACUGUUGUUAUCUAUCUGGAAUGCUAAGCAGAGUUAUAUACUAAAUGAAUAAAACUGAUCCAUUGUGUGUCCAGUUGUUAAAAAGUUUAAUUCUAUGCAGCGAAAAAGCUGCUGUAAUAGCUCGUACAAUUAAAAGACAAACUGGUAUCUUUCAAACACUUGUUCAAGUGAAAGACUCAACUGAGGCUAAUUUAAGAUUCAGCGUAGAUGUCAAAACUUUGGCCGAUGUAUUAAUUCAAGAAGUUGUAAAGUACGACCUAAAUUUACUUUUUCCUGGAUUCAAUGAUUCUGUGUUUGGCGAAGAAAAUAAUCGUUUUUCUGGUAGUUCCGGUAAAACAAUUACAAUUCAACUAUCUUCCAGAGAAAAUCUCGCUGAUCUUUUAGUUGAUGUUUUGGGCAACGAUUUAGAUUUUGCAAAUCAACUAAGUGAAAUUUGUUUUCGACCGCUAGAAUCGUUUCAGACACAAUUUUCAGUGUGUAAUAUUUGGGAAGAUGUGAUCUCCAAUUGCAAUCCACUAUUUAAAAUAACUGAUAUAAAAUAUUGUGAUAUUGGAACAUUUGGUGUAUGGAUCGAUCCAAUAGACUCAACAGCUGAUUAUGCUCAAGGUCAAUUUGAUCAAUUUCAUUUUACUUCAACUACUUCAUCAUCUACUAAUUUAUCUGGUAUAGAAUUAGAAAAUCUAAAUCAAAUUAAUCAUUUUUUUGAAAAUCCAACAAGUUUAAUACGUUUCUAUCAUGGUAGCCUUAUUAAUGUUACAAUUUUAUUAGGUUUAUUUGAUUGUUCAAAUGGUCUACCAUUAAUUGGUGUUAUCAAUCAACCAUUCUAUUUAAAUAAUAUUAGAAAUUCUCCUAAUAAUAAUAACAGUAAUAAUAAUAAUAAUAAUAAUAAUAAUGAUAAUCAAUUAUUCAAUGAUGAAAUAAAUUCAUUAUAUAAUUAUGGACGAAUAUUUUGGGGUUACAAUAUUAUUGAUUCUGGAAAUACUUUACCUAUUACUAAAUAUUCAAAUAAUUGUUCUACAAAAACUUCAUUGAAUCCUUUAGAUAAUUUAAAUUUUCCUAAAUAUCUACAUUUUCCAGAUAAUUUUUUUGAUGUACUUUGUCCAGAUCGAGUAUUUAAUGAAGAGAAACCAAUUUUAAAACUUGCUUGUAGUUCUAUUGAAUUUAGUCGUUUAACUAAUUUAUUCCAUAAUUAUAAAGAUGCCAAUCAAGAUUUAGUCAAUGUUGUGUUUUUGUCAUCAUCUGGAGCUGGUUUUAAACAAUUAUGUGUGAUAUUAGAUCAAGUGGAUGCAUUUAUUUUAAUGGAACCAAAUACAUUUAUAUGGGAUACAUGUGGACCACAUACAAUAAUUAAUUCAUUAGGUGGUGGUAUUAUUCAAUUAAAAUAUGCAUUAAAUUCUAUUAAAUUAUUAUUAGUACAAAAACAAUUAUCAAAUAAUUACAAUAUAAUCAUACAAUUAAUAAUGAAUGAUUUACAUAAAUAUCAAAUUAAUUACAAUGUAAUAAAAUCAUCAGAAGAGAUACAAACACUCAACUCGGUCAAUCUUUCCAAAUGUUGUAAUCGUAAUGGUUUAUUAGCUUAUCGUAAUUCAUUGAUAGCUAGUCAAAUUCUUCUUCAUAUUGCAUUAAAUCAAAAAUAAUUUUCAUAACAAUAAUACCAUAAAAACAUUUAACAAUAGAUACAUACAAUAGCGCACACACACACAUACAUACAUACAUAUAGAGACAGGUAAAGAGGUAAAAGUUUAAUGUAAAGAAUUGCGACAUAUUUCUUUCUUUUGUUUUUUUUUCCUUUUUUUGGUUAAAUCACAAAUGGAUCAUUAUCCUUUUUAUCUAUAGAAACAGGAAGAAAAAAGAAUAAAAGUAACAUAUAUCCUUAUUUUUGUCUCAUUCCAUGUAAUAAACAAUCAUGUAUCAUUAAACAAUAUGAUUAUGGAUUAAUUAUAGAUUAUUAUGUAAUUCAUUAUUACCUUAGUCACAAAACAGAAUAAAUUCAUCAAUUGUGUUAUGAUUAACUUUAACUAAAUGAUGGUUAGCGUUGUUUUGUUUUUGUUUUUUUUUGUUUUUCUUCUAGCGAGUUAGUUUUCUAUGAGAUGAAUUCGCUAAUCCCUAUAUAUAUAUAUAUUUAAUCCUUCUAUUUUACCUGGGCUUGGAAUCAGCAGAGGAAUUCUAGAAAAUCUAAAGAUGAAGUUAGUGAUAAAUAAUGAUCAUUUAUAAAUAAAUUAUGAAUCAUGUUAAAUAGACUAGAUACAAUUAAUAAUCAUUCAAUACAUAAUAAAUCAAUAAUUUAUGAAUAUUCAAUCAAUAAUAUUCUAGAUACAUGAGGUGAUUGUAUUGAUUAUUCAUUAUUUAGUUUUCUUCUUUUUUUUUUCUUUUCUUUAUCAUAAUGAAUUGAUUAUUUUCUUUGUUAUUGUUAUUGUUGUUGUUGAUGUUGGUAACUUUAUUUAUUUAUUUAUUUAUUUAUUUAUUU